CUUAGAAAAAUUUUGUCUUACGGUGAAGUAUGAGGAAUUAAUUUUUCUGAAACCAUUCAGUGAACCCUUUGUUUGAAUCAUGCUGGACCGCACGAGAUGCUAGUUUGGCUGCAUGGGCUUUCCGCAAGUGGAGAUAUCACCAAUUUACAUCUUUACGUGAUGAUUUAUGGGGCAAUGCGAUCUUUUUAAAAGAGGCCAAUGCGAUAUCAGUUGAACUUAAAAAGGGAGUUCAGUUUCAAUUCACAUUGUUGACAGAAACUCUAUAUUCACCUCUCCCUCCGGACUUGAUGCCAGGCAUUUCAGAGUCUCCUGCGAUUUGUAAUGAAACGUCAACUUCACAAAAAACGUUUGUUGCUGUUGAAGUAUCUGAUACCAAGAAUGGAGCAACUCACUAUUGGUCUCUGGAGAAGUUAAGACAACGCCUCGAGUUGAUGCGGGAAAUGUACCACAAUGAAGCUGAGCUCAGUCCAACAUCUCCAGACUAUAACGUGGAAAGUCUGACCGGUGGAGAUCCAUUUUACGAUCGCUUUCCUUGGUUUCGGAUGGUUGGCCGAUCAUUUGUAUACUUGAGCAAUUUACUGUAUCCUGUUCCUCUUGUACAUAAAGUUGCUAUUGUAAAUGAACGUGGUGAUGUCCGAGGCUACCUUCGUGUUGCGGUUCAACCCGUUAUGGACGAAGAAAGUAUAGAUUUCAAUAAUGGAGUCAAACAGUCGGCAAAAAUUAUUUUCGACGAUGAUGUGAAACCUCAAAAAUACCGUAUAAGCGAAAGAUAUGAUAGAUAUAAUCCUGAUAAAAUCGAAG
This is a messenger RNA of Sitodiplosis mosellana (orange wheat blossom midge), 801 nucleotides long. RefSeq names its product kinesin-like protein unc-104. Lineage: Eukaryota; Metazoa; Arthropoda; Insecta; Diptera; Cecidomyiidae. The record is from RefSeq and is a predicted model, not a curated record.